Astyanax mexicanus (Mexican tetra) is the source of this 3502-nucleotide messenger RNA. It is a transcript of the gene ttc13, whose product is annotated as tetratricopeptide repeat domain 13. NCBI's taxonomy places the organism in Eukaryota, Metazoa, Chordata, Actinopteri, Characiformes, Acestrorhamphidae. The coding region runs from base 1 to 2481 and encodes 826 amino acids. The record is from RefSeq and is a predicted model, not a curated record. Gene Ontology annotation, molecular function: protein binding. The transcript has 23 exons.
AUGGCACCUGCUGGCAGGGCUGUUGUUGUGGUAGCGCUGUCGCUGCUGUACCUGAGCCGAGCCAUUUUCUCCACGGAGUAUUUCUCCACUCUCACUUUCUCCGAGGGGGAGCUGAGCGAGCACGGCUGCGGCCCGCCGUCCGAGUGGGAGGAGUACACGGCGGACUGCGAAACCACAGUCCUCCAGUUGGAAGAUCCUGACUGUGAAGAGGGAAGCAGCCCACCCUGCGAGUCAGUUUUCUCUCUAAAUGCAGAGAAGAUCCUGAGCCAGGCGAGACUGUUUGUCGAGCAGCAGCGUUUCCCAUUCCCUGUUGAGGACCACAGCACCAAUGAAGAGCUCGCCAUAGGAUAUGUUCUCAUUGGCAACGGGCUCUACGAUGAAGCUGUCAAACACUUCUCCCUCUUACUGCAGGGCGAUCCAGAGCUGGUUAGUGCCAUGUAUGGGAGAGGGAUAGCCUAUGGGAAAAAAAGCCUGCAGGACAUAAAGAAUGCAGACUUGGCUCUGUAUGAGCUGAGUAGAGUCAUCACACUGGAGCCCAACAGGCCUGAGGUGUAUGAGCAGAGAGCAGAGAUCCUCUCUCCUCUGGGACGUAUCAGUGAAGCUCUUAGUGACCUCACUAAAGCCAUCCAGCUGCAGCCUUCAGCCAGGCUGUACAGACACAGAGGAACACUGCUGUUUAUUUCAGAGGACUAUAUUGCUGCUAUGGAGGAUUUCCAACAAUCUCUGGAGCUGAAGAGGAACCAGCCCAUCGCCAUGCUGUAUAAAGGCCUUACCUUCUUCCACAGGGGACUACUUAAGGAGGCCAUUGAAACAUUUAAAGAAGCACUGAAGUUGAAGUCGGACUUUAUUGAUGCACAUAAAAGCCUGGCUCAGGCCUACAGGGAGUUGGGGGACUUUGACAGUGCCAUGGAGAGUUUCCAGAAAGCUCUGAUGCUGAACCAGAAUCAUCUCCAGUCUCUGCAGCUCAGAGGGAUGAUGCUCUAUCACCAUGGCAGCCUGAAGGACGCCAUUGGCAACUUUAAGAGAUGCCUGCAGCUCGAGCCGUAUAAUGAGGUGUGUCAGUAUAUGAAGGGCUUGAGCCACGUGGCCAUGGGACAGUUCUAUGAAGGCAUAAAGGCUCAGACUAAAGUCAUGCUCAAUGACCCUCUGCUGGGCCAGAAAGCCAGUUCGGAAUACUUGAAAGUCAAAUACCUCAGAGAAUAUUCUCGAUAUUUACACUCCCAUCUGGACAUCCCUGUAGCAGAAUAUAAUGUGGACCAGGAUCUUCCAGGAAAUUUCAAAAACCACUGGGCCAAAAAUCUGCCUUUUCUAAUAGAAGACUAUGAAGAACAGCCUGGUCUGCAGCCACACAUUAAAGAUGUUCUACCUCAGGAUUUUGAGAGUUAUUCUCCGGAGGUGCAGAAGUUGAUCUGUACGGCGGAUCAUCUCGGGAGUCUGAUGCAGUACAACACAUCUGGCUUUUUGCCCAACCUUCGCAUACAAAGGGCUAUGGGAAUGGCCACCAUCGAGGUGAUGCAGGCGAUGCAGCGGACCUGGAGUAACUCUAAAGUGCGUGUGAAUGGUAAAACCAGGCAGCUGCAGUGGAGAGACAUGUUUGAUAUUGCUGUUAAAUGGAGGAGAAUUGCAGAUCCAGACCAGCCUGUUCUGUGGUUGGAUCAGAUGCCAGCGAGGAGUCUCAGCAGAGGAUUCAACAACCAUAUCAACCUUAUUAGGGGGCAGAUUAUAAACAUCAGAUAUAUGGAAUAUUUUGGCAGCAUAUUAAACUUCAUCAAAGAAAGAAUAUUAGUCUACCAUGGGGCAUAUAACCCUCGUGGUCUUCAGGAUGUGAAACAGGCUCUAGAGAAUGUGAAUAAAGUAGAGGAUCUGCUUCCUAUAAUGAAGCAGUUCAAUAGUAAAACGAGGGAUGGCUUCACAGUGAACUCGAAGGUACCCAGUACAAAGGAUCCUGGGAAAGAAUACGAUGGCUUCACAAUCACCAUCACCGGAGACCGUGUGGGGAACAUGCUGUUUUCAGUGGAGACGCAGACGACGGAGGAGAGAACGCAGCAGUAUCAGUCUGAGAUUGAAGCUCUUUAUAAAGACCUGACGGCUAAAGGAAAAGCACUCAUGCUCUCCUCUGAACUAGGGGAUGCAGAUGCGGUGUGUAAUCUAAUCCUUUCUCUGGUGUAUUACUUCUGUAACCUCAUGCCCCUGUCCAGAGGCUCCAGUAUUGUGGCCUACUCCGUAGUGAUGGGAGCGCUCAUGGCCAGUGGUAAAGAGGUGGUAGGCAGAAUCCCAUCUGGAAAGUUGGUGGACUUUGAGGCCAUGACCACACCCAGCCUUGAUCGCUUCAGUAAAACCACAAAAAGCUGGAUGAACCUAAAGAGUUUGCCAAGUUGGUACCAGAACCUUCCAUCUGUAGCGGAGACAUUCCAGUUUUCCAGAACCAUGAUUGAAGUCCUGAACACUGACUCUUCUACUCACUGUCCCAAAAAAUCCUAAUGAAGCUUCUUCCGGUUCUGAAAUGGGCUGCUUCCACUUCCUCCCACCAAACAGGCUGGACUUCUGCUUAUCCCUUCUUCCAGUUUAAAAAGGCAGACCUUUUUCCCUUCUGGUCUUAAACUUUCUUUUAUUUUCAGAGGGUCUUCACUAACUUUUCUAUUUGACUAAUAGGCCUAUGCAUUCGCCCUCCCCAGCUGAUGUCCGGAGAUUAGAUAGUUUAUAAGAUUGACACAAACAAAGCACACUUAAAACUUUUUAAAAUUCAAAUUUCUAUUUAUUUACUUCAUGUUUAACAUUUUGAGUGACAAUCAUAUUUUAAUUUGUAAGUAUAAGGCAAAGAUGGAUAGAGCACAAGUCCCCUCAUGGCCUGCAUAUUGUGGUUUUCCCAAUUACACACUCCUUCAGGGGCUUGAUAACUCCAUGAGCAGGAAAACAUGGAAAAAUGUGAAAACUUGAUCCUGGAAACUAAGGAUUACUGAUUGAUUCCAAAUUUUAAAUCACAGUCAAAAGAAACAAUGGUCUUGGUGAUGUUUAGAAGACAACAGUUCGGUUAGGUUGGUUUACUUGCCUUACUUUGAUCUCUAUUAAUUUGGAAUGUAAAACCUCCUCUUCUUUUCUUGGUGAUAGGUUUUGUAUUCAGGUCAUUUUAUGUCUGUUUGAAUGUGAAGGAUGACAGAAUGCUUUGCUGGAUGCUGGGAAGUGAAUUAUAUUUAAAACAUAAUUGCCACAUCCAACCCUUCUGCAUUUACUUUGUUUCUCUACUGUGAGCUGGAAAGAACAAAACAUGGGUUGAAAUUCCUUCUCUGUAUUUUAUUUGGAAAAGGUGUGCUUGACUUAAACAUUUUAAUUUGUGUUGUUUUUCUUAAGGUCUUUUUAAAUACUGAUUUAAAAAAGAGGUUUGAAUUGCUUACUCAGUGAGCCAUUCUACACUGAAAUGAAACUUGACUUUGAAAGUUUUUUUUUUUUUUUUGAAGAACAGUGGGGAACACAAGUGUUAAUAAAGAUGAGAUUUAACAAUGAA